AUGUUAGAGCCGUUUUCAUACAAUCCCCUUGCCGAUCCAACAGUCGAGAUACGUCUCCUUCGCGUGCAUCAUGGAUCUAUGGUGCCUCAUGCGGCCGAAGAAGUCCAAGGCUUCCUUCCAACGCAACGAUCAACCGAGACUUCAACAAACUCGUCCUCUAAAGGCUCUAUCUCUUGGACACUAACGCAUGUGUCUAUUGACGAUUGCCCUCCUUACACGGCUCUGUCUUAUGCCUGGGGCGAUCCCACGCCUUUGUACCCAAUUGUCGUCAACGGUAGGGUACUCUAUCUUGCCAAGAACAUUUAUGAAGCCCUGCAGGCAAUUUCAAACCACCCAGGAUCGCCAUACCUAUGGGUCGAUGCUGCGUGUAUUGAUCAGAGUGAUGAUGCAGAGCGGAGUAGUCAGGUCCUAUUGAUGCAUCGAAUCUAUCGCGAGGCGGAACACGGACUCAUCUGGCUUGGUCCUCCAACGGAUGGGUUAUUAAACGCACUGCGAGUUCUUUCUCAACUGGGCUGGGAUUUCUGGUCGCUACGGAAGGACGAUCAUAAUUCCAUUUGUUUUGAACCUACAACGCCGUACUUUACUCUUGCCCAGAGGUUUGUGCAGAGCGUUACCGAUAAGACAUGGCUUGAUAUUAGAGAAUUAUUAUCACGGCCGUGGUGGCGUAGAGUAUGGGUUAUUCAGGAAGCCAUACUUCCAGAAGAGGCGUCCAUGAUGUGUGGUACUCUAGUCGUUUCCUGGCGUAAUAUUCUAGAAGCGAUUCAGUUUUUUUCGCUGCUACUUCUCGACACUCACCUCGACCUAGCAGCCCAAGCCCAAGAGAUUGCAUUUGCAGUAGGGCACUUCAACUUGGUAAAUCGGUAUUAUCUCGAAGCCUCCGAAGAGAGCUCACCAGGUCUGACUCUGGAAAGCCUGUUGGAUUCCAUCCGAUAUAUUAAAUCCGGCGUUAUCAAAGCCACUGAUAAUCGAGAUCACAUGUAUGGACUGAUGGGUUUGCUGAAAGAUAAAGACCGCGACGCCAUCAAUGUCGACUACUCCAAGAGAACUACACUGGCAAACAUUAAUUACGAUAUGUCCUGUAUUCUGCUCGGUCGUAACGGCCCGCAAGUCAUGUCCUUGUGCGAACGGUCUCCAAUGCACCAAGAUGGGCUUCCAUCUUGGGGAUUUGACUGCCUUGAUAUCGGCGGCACCAAGGGUCCAGCGUUGCUAGGACAAAUUCAGUUUCGAAAAGAAACUAACUCGCCAUACAAUGCUUCCUCAGGUACUUCCUGGACACCACGCAAGUUAAGCAUUCCGUUCAAACAGCCCAGGCUCACGUUGAGGGCGUUGAGACAGGGCAGAGUACAGGGGCUCGUCCAAACGGUAUUACCGCCUCAAUUUACAGUGGAUGAGUUUAGAGACUGGCUAUCUGAGCUGGAGACUAAAACGCGAGAUAUUGCUUCAGGCAAAGUUCCAGAAGUGGAAACAGAAUAUCUUCUUUCUCUCAUCUGGCGUUUACCAAUCGCUGGAAUUGCACUGCGGAACUGGAAGCCCCCAACCCACGAGGAAGACGUUCAACUUCUGCGGGGUUUCAAAAUUCUGCUUGGAUUAGUUCCUAAGCCCGAAAAUAUUGGUAACGACAUCGAGCGGUUUCGUGAGUGGUUUCAGGAAGGCGUCGACCUCUAUAUGCGUUCAAUAAAACUCCUCUGGCAUAAGGCUUUUGUAACUUCAUGUGGUUUGCCAGGAUUGGGGCCAAAAGACGUUUUGGAAGAUGAUGUUGUAGCCAUAUUUGAAGGGGCGAAUAAUCCCUUUAUAAUACGGGAGCGGCCUGGUGAAACGUUUCGCAUUGUGGGAUGUUGCUACAUACUUGGUCUGAUGAGGGGAGAGGCAAUGCGUCCUGAUGUCACAUUCGAAGAUAUUGUCCUAAUUUGA
Molecule: messenger RNA, 1911 nt
Organism: Pochonia chlamydosporia 170
Lineage: Eukaryota; Fungi; Ascomycota; Sordariomycetes; Hypocreales; Clavicipitaceae
Product: heterokaryon incompatibility protein
Exons: 1
Coding region: 1-1911 (636 amino acids)
Source: RefSeq, a predicted model, not a curated record